ACCUCUACGCCCGCGGGAAAUUGCUUCCCCUAGAAAAUGGCGGCCGAAAGCACAUGUGAAAUUACGUGGGAAAACUUUGCCGAAAUACACGGCUCCCAGUUUCGCCACAUCGGGCUUCCGCAGCACUUAUGGAAAGAGCUACACGCUAAACUUUCGCCUGUCAUCAGAAAAGACGCUAAUAAUGCUUUUGAGCGACAGAAAACGGGAGAAACUUCCCAACGAAGAUGGUCGCUUCAUGCAAAGAAAGAUCUCGCGAAAGACAGUGAUGUGUACAUCGUGGAGCAUGUUUGGACAAGCGAUGGAGCUGAAGGCGCUAAGAGGAAACUAGCCAAAAGCCCAGAUUUGCUACUGAGACUCCAGAAUAUGAUGAACUUACGUGAGGAUGAAAACCGAGAUAAAGAUGUGUUUGUGGAUUCUCAGAAAGUAAUAGAGCAAGUCGCAGGUGUAACUAAGGAAAAAGCCAAAGAAUUUCUGGAUUUGGGUCAUAAUGACCUGAUCAGUGCUUUGAUGUAUGCAGAAGGAGCAUCACCUCCCAAACAAGUGGGCAAUGAUGACGAUGAAGAUAAGAUCCUAGACUAUGAAGACUUCAAGGAAGGGUUUAUCAGUUCCACUGAUGAGCAAUACAGGGAAUCAAUAUCUGAAGAGUUCCUCCAGAAAAUGUAUAAAAAAUACUUGAAAGAUCAUGAAGAGGAGAAGACAGUACAAUAUGGUCAGGCAACAACAUCCCAGUACAGCUGGGAGGAAACAAGUGAAGAAGGCUGGGUGACAGUCCUGAUUUCAGUCCCUACUUCUGCCAAGAAAGCCAGUAUUAUCAAUAAAUUGACUGCAAAGCACUGGACGCUAGGGGUAAAAGGCAGUCCGCCUAUCAUUGAUGGAGAUUUUUAUGCCCCGGUCCUUCCUGACGAGUGCAUCUGGACGUUUGACGGCCCAGGAGUCCUUCAGAUGACGUUGCAAAAGAGAGGCUCUGAUGAGGGGAUGUGGCCAGUCUGUAUCAAAGGUGAGAAGCAGUUCACGAGCAAUCAGAUUUUCCAACAAGCUAAAUUCAAGGAGCGAGAGAAAGCCUAUAACCUUGGCACCGCCCUCAGCGCAAUGUGGUAUUACAACCAAACAUACCAGAAAGUGACGGUAGUUGGAGGGCCACAAGCCCACUGCUGGUACAUGAUGGAUGAGACUGGGUCUGCUCUUUCACACAGUAGCACUCCUAAUGUCAAGUGCGCACCGUUUGCCUACGCUGUAAAUGGCAUGACUUGCUCCCUUAUCUGGCCAGCACAGGAUAUCAAAAAGGGGGAUGUCUGCACUAGAGAUUUCUGCCCACUGCUGGUGCACAUGGAGACACAGAAGCACAAGGAAGCAAGGCUCCUUGCCUGCUCCCCUCAGAUGCCACUGGAUUUCCCCAGAUCAUUUUUGGAGGAUUAUGCUGAAGCAUGUGCCAACCUGAAGCAGUCCUUGCCUCAAGUCCACCUUGCUCCGCUAGCAUCAGACAUAGUGAGGGAAGUAGAGUCCUCUGAGGUGAAACUUUCCCUGAAGUUUUAUGUGAGUGAGAAUUGUCCGAGUGUAGAGGCUGUGGUGAAAACCUUGGGCUGCACUUCAUUGGAUGCACCUGAUGAUGCAGAGGCACUGUGGGUGGAGAGUGUCGUGGGUGACGUGCUGCCGCAGCAGAAGGUGAACCGCCUGUCUGGAGAGCAGUUUCUUCUCAGGCGGGACAUAUUGUUCGGGAUGAUGCAGAAAAAAAUUGGACAGGUUUCUUGGAUUCCACGAACAUUCAGUCUCCGUUCCCAGCUCCCUGCCUUGUGUGUCGAUCACUACACCAAUAGCCUCAAGUCUGUGUGGAUAGUGCGCUCAGCCAACCCACAAGAUUUCAAGUGCAAACCUGUGUUCACUAGAGACCUUAGACGCAUGAUACGUCUUGGAGAAACAGGACCACUUGUUGCUUCACACUAUUGUGUCACCGCUGCCGUCUUCCACAGAAGGCCCUUCUGUCUUCAAUACACGGUAAUGGUCCCAUCCUUGAAACCCUUGGUCCUCCACAUCCACAACACUCCCCGCAUUAGGCAGACAGCAGAAAUGUUGAAGCCCUUGAAGGAGCUGGAUGAGUACGAGCCGACUCUCCUCUCGGUGGAUGACGGAAAGCCCCAGGACCACGCCCUCUUUGAGGACUUCCAGGCCCAGCUUAAGAAGUUUUACCUGUUAAGACUCAACAAGUCGUGGGAUCACGUGGAGAAGAAGAUCUUCCAGCAUAUUGGAGAACUUUUCCAUCUUCUAUCCUCUAGCCUUUCACCCCUCAGCCAGUCAAGCAGUCCCUUGUCUGCAGUGUAUGGAGUCGAUGUCCUUCUUCAGGAAAAUUUGGAGCCCUUGAUAAUAGGUGUGAAUGCCUUGCCGUCGUUUGCUAAUGAUCAGGUUGCCAAAGAGGUCAUCUGUCUUACCUACGGAGAUGAUAAGGAGGCGAGUGCCGCAAACGUCACCCAAGUCACUUUUGGCUCGUGACGUUAAAAUGAGAAGAAAGAGACUAACCUCUCAAUGAAAAGCUAGACUAGAGAUGACAAAGUAAACAUUUUAUUUCAAAUAGUUUACAGAACAGUAUGAUAGUUUGUCAUGAUACAUAGUCUCGAGUUCACCUAUGUGCAAAUCUAUGUAACACAACGGCCCCCAUGAUCCCUAGCGCCGACAGCGUUAUAACAGUAACGGCCACUGUGUAGUCACGUGAUAUCGCUUGAUCAGUGACGUCAUCUCGAUGUACUUGGGCCGAGUGGACAUGGGUACUAAUUUCAGGUUUUCUCCUGGGCUGAGACUAUUAAUAAGAAUAAAAAAAGUUAAAUGGU
Molecule: messenger RNA, 2819 nt
Organism: Nematostella vectensis (starlet sea anemone)
Lineage: Eukaryota; Metazoa; Cnidaria; Anthozoa; Actiniaria; Edwardsiidae
Exons: 5
Coding region: 37-2484 (815 amino acids)
Biological process (GO): protein modification process
Source: RefSeq, a predicted model, not a curated record